AUGAGUUGGAGUCAUCGUUUAGCUAAACUUGAGCCAUCGGCAUCGUUUGCUAUGGUAACACCAAUUAACACUGCUGCACCAAAUAGUUCUUGUCGUUUGUCUCCAUUGGAAUAUAAUUUGGCUAAAUACCGUUCAUUACCAUUUCUAUGGUUACGUACUUGUACCACUUCAAAUCAGCAACAUAGACGACGUACAGCCGCUGGAAAUAUUGGUAAUGGUAAAAGUACGAUUCUUACUACUCUUGGUGAUUUCGCUAGUCGAGGACGAACAACAGUUGAAUUAAUUAAAAAGGAAGGUACUCCACUUGGUUUAACCAUAUCAGGCGGCAUUGAUAAAGAUAGUAAACCCAAAGUAGCUCAACUUAAGCCAGGUUCUGUAGCACAAAAAUCGGAUGUCUUAGAAAUUGGUGAUGUUCUACUUGCUAUCAAUGGCAUUAAAACAGCCGGCCUUAAACAUGAACAAGUUAUAGAUUUAAUUAAACAAGUCGGAGACCAAUUAACCUUAGAUAUUGAAUAUGAUUUACCUAAAUGGCCCAUACAUGCAAUUAAUACAGUACAUACAAAAACGAUUCAGAUUCAAUUGGAAAAAGAAGGACAAAGUUAUGGUUUUAUUUUGCGAGGUGGCGGUUCAGAUGACAAGGCCAAAGCAAGACCACUUAUUAUUACAAAGAUACGUCCACAAGGACCAGCUGAUAAAGAAGGAACGAUUAAAAUUGGUGAUCGAGUCUUAGCUAUAAAUGGUAUUAAUGUUGGCGGAGCUACAUUACAAGAUGCAUAUAAUCUUAUGAGACAAUGUCGAGGUACAACAUUAUUUCUUAUUGAAUAUGAUGUGGCUAUUGUUGACAGUGUUAAACAUGCUACUGGUCCGCUAUUAAUUGAAAUUGAAAAAUCACCUGGUUCAACUAUUGGUAUAAGCCUAACACAAAAGUGGGUACGGGGCAAUCGUUCAAUUAUUGUCAUUGACGUUGUUAAACCAGCAAGUAUUGCUGAUCGUUGUGGUGCUCUUCAUUGUGGCGAUCAAAUAAAUGCAAUUGAUCAAAAACCAUUCGAUAGCAUCUCACUAUUCGACGCGAAUACAGUGUUACGUUCGUGUACAGGCGACUUUUGUCGAAUUGAAGUUACUCCAUCGAAUAUAAUUCUUGAACAAUCAAAUGAAAUACGUGUUCAACCAUCACCAAAUCGAAUUUCAUUAAAUGAACAUAAUCGUCAAACAUUUUAUCGUGCGCCAUCGAUCAAUAAUACAAAUUGGACUAUGAAAAAUAGCUAUCAAAAUAUAGCAAAAAGAGCAAUUAAUAAAACACGCCAUAAUUCAAUUAGUUCAUUGAAUUCAUGUUAUCAAACGGUAAUGGGAAAUCAAAUGUGUCAUACAGAAAUAAUGGAAUGCAUACUUCAACUUGAUUCAUCAUCAUCGUCGUCGCCAUCGCAAAAUGAAACGAAUACUGAUGGUGAUGCAGUGGGUAACUUCGGUUUUACACUACAAGGUGCUUCAUUUGCAUCGGAUAUAUUAAUGCAACCACCUAUCAUCGGAUAUUUGGAACCAGGUGGCGUCGCCGAAAGAUCGGGUAUACUUCAACCAGGCGAUCGUAUUCUUUCUAUCAAUGGUCAACAAUUAGAAGGCAUGACAUUAGAAGACGCUCGAACAAUAAUCAAAGAAUCAAAUAAUCGAAUGCAUUUUGAAAUUGAAUUUGAUGUUGCUGAUUCUGUCAUGCUUUCGUCUGGUACAUGUCAAGUAAAAAUUCUACGAAAAAAUCUUGAUCUUGGCCUGUCAGUAACUUAUCCACGUUUAGCACGAACUGAUGAAGUUCCAAUAAUAAAUGAUGUUAAACGUGGCAGUAUUGCUUAUCGUUGUGGAAUGAUUCAAUCAGGCGAUCGUUUACUAUCGAUUGAUACACAUUCGUUACGUGGAAAAAGUUUAAAUGAAAUUAUUUUAUUAUUAAAAAAUUGUGAUGAUAUCGUAAGAUUGAAAAUAAAAAAGGACGAUAUCUAUGCUGAAGAUAAUCUUUCGGAAAAUGUUGUUGUUUAUAAAGUACAAUUAAUUCGACAAGGUGGUCCACUUGGUUUAACAAUAUCGGGUAGCGAAGAUAUAUUUGAGCCUAUUGUUGUUUCAGAUUUAUGUGAAGGUGGCUUAGCAGAUAAAACAAAUGCAAUUCAUAUCGGUGAUCGAAUAUUAGCGAUCAAUGAUAUUAGUCUACGUGGCAAAGGUCUUAAUGAAGCCAUUAAAUUAUUGCAAGCAAGUAGUGAUGAAAUAACAUUAAAAAUCUCUCGAACAAUCCAUCCACAACAAAAAUUAGCACGUUCAUUUCAUCAUCAUCAUCAUCAUCCCGAUGAAUAUACUCCAUCAGUUGAUUCGGCUAUGGAAUCGUGGGAUGGUUCAAAUGCAGAUCAUCGUUUCAGUGACAAUUGCGAAUUGACAAAAGACAUUAUUGUUAAUGACCAUCAGCAACAUUCAAAUUAUCAAGAUACUCCAACAACACAUCACUUGUCACGAAGCGAUUUUGUUCUCAAACCUCAUCAAACACAUUCGAUACCAAUCACCAUACAUUCGAGUCGUUCAACAGGUAUUACAACACCUACCUCGGGAUUUCGAACACCACCAACAAAUGGUCGUCCGCUUGAAGCCAUACGUCAUUCAGAUACUGGAGAUAGUAUGAAUGGAAAUGAACAUAAAUUUUCAACAGUAUUAAAUGAAAAACCUUUAAAAAAUAAUAUGAAUAUUUACGAUACUAAAUAUGAUAAUUGUUCGGCAUCAACAAAUCGACCAAAGCACGAUACAAUUACAUUAAUACUUAGACGCGAUAAACGCGUACUUGACUUUGGUUUUUCAAUAUCCGAUCGACUUUAUGGUACUGGAGUUUAUGUUAAUAAAAUACGUCCCAAUGGGCCAGCUGAAUUAGAAGGGACAUUAGUACCAAUGAUGAGAAUUUAUAAAGUAAAUAAUACAGAUGUAACACGCAUGGAAUGUGGUCAAGUAGUACCAUUACUAGCUUCAUCUGCAGAUGAAUUAAGUCUAGUUGUUGGUCGACGACCAGCUCCUAUGUUCGAUGAAACAGAUGAACUAUUCGAUAUUGAUGAAGAUGAACACCAACCAACUAUUGUCAAUGAUUGUCCGGUAUGGAAUUCAUCCAUAACUGAAACUAUUCACGAAAACGCCAAUACUAACAACAACAAUAAUAAUAAUAAUAAUAACAACAACGAUAAUCAUGAUAAUAAUACUGCGAGUUCGAAUAUGACUACAACUAAUUCAUUUUCACUUCUUUCUCAGUCGAAAACAAGUACUGUAUGA
Rotaria socialis is the source of this 3282-nucleotide messenger RNA. NCBI's taxonomy places the organism in Eukaryota, Metazoa, Rotifera, Eurotatoria, Philodinida, Philodinidae. The record is from the annotation of a GenBank genome assembly.